CGCCAUUAUAGGCGUCUGCUGCUUAUUUUAUUUCCCUCCCCUGGAAAGAUGAAAAUGCGGGAUGAGAUGGUGGCCCGCAGAAAUCCCGCAGGAAAAGCGAAAUGGAUCGAAUUGAUAAAGAGACACGUGCGAAGAGAAAGAAAAGCCCCGGGGACCGUGGGGUAGGUGGGAGGUCGAGCAGGGUGAAAUCACGGUGGCGGGGGGUGAGACGCUCUCUAGGUCUGCACGCUCCAACCCUCAGUAACGCGGCAACCUCUGUCGAGUUCAGUUCCGCGUGUCCUCCCUCUUCCAUAUUCGAAUCGUGCCCUCUCGUGCCCCGUCGCCUUACCUCGUGUCCCCCCGUCGAGAUCCGAUUUCGCUCGUGAAAUCGUCCGCAUCGAACGAAGAAAGAAAAGGGUGGAAGGAAAGAGUGGCCACAGAGGAGAGAGCGGCGUGACGAUACUUGCUCGCACCGUUGCGAUCAACAGGUUAAUUCUUCCCAGCCGAAAAUCGAAACUAACGGCGCUUCCAAAGGGUGAUCUUUAACCUGGCCAUCCAUGGAUAAAAUUCCCAAGGACCCCCUCGUCCAGGAGGCCUCUUUUCCAUAGAACGCGUCAUUCCCUAAUAGCAGUGCGUGAAAAGCGCGAGAAAACCGUGAAAGGAGGGAGGGAAGGUUGGACGCGGAGAUGAGAAUUCGAUCCGCUCCGGAAGAUUGGCGCGUUGCUCGGAGGAAACUCGUGGCACAACAAAGAGUCACCGGCGUUUCAUCGUGCGCGAGGCUUGCUGCAUUCUCUCGCUAGAUUAAAAGGAAAGAAAACUAAAAAAAGCAGGAGGAGAAGACAAAGAAGAAAAAAGGAAGGAGAAUCGAGAAGAAAAGGGAGAGCAAGAAGGAACAUCCAUUAUCCCCUGGCGCGGUAAGAAGAUGGCCACGAACAGUCCGGGACAAUCGAUACACGUGAAAUCGCCUCGUAGUCCUCGGCAGCUACCGCAAUUACCGCAAAUCCCGAUCGGCGGGCAGAGAAGCCCCACGCAGUUGUCGGUGAGCAAGUCGCCUGGCACGCCGCUGGUCUUCGAGUUCCCGCCCGAGUAUUAUCCGGAGACGCCCAACACGAAUUUCGACUUCGAGGAGUUUGGGCGAGGGCUGAACGAGGCCGAGGCGAGGGCGCAGAGGAGCCCCGGCUACUACCCGCGUCAAGGGUGCAGGAGUCCCAAGAGUCCUAACCCGGACCACGCGCACUCCUCGCCCGGUCGAAAGUCGCCGAUAUUUCAGUUCGUUCCCGAGACCCGUAAGAAUCUCGGGAAGACGAUGAGCUAUCCGCCGAGAAGCCCCGCCUGCGGUACACCCGCGAUCCCGAUAAGAUCGCCCAGCUCCGCGGGUUUCGCCUCGAAGAAGCCUUUCGAGGGCCACCGUAGGAACACUUGUUUCGGGUUAAACGGAUCGAAGAGGGAUGGUAUGUCGGCGACGAUGGCCGCGUCUAUAGGCCACGGAUCGUCUAGCCCGAAGCACGAGCGCGAAAAAACUAUGGGCGUGGAGCAACGAGAGGGGAGCACCGCGAGUUACAAGAACGGAUCGAGGCCAGCUUCGGUGGAGGGAGGGGGCUCGUCGAGGGAGAGAGGCGAUAGUCCGAGCGGGAAGAGGGGCGGUGGGAAGAGGAGCAGUCAUUUUAAUCGCAGUCAAGGGUGUUUGAACGAGGCUGAGAAUAGUCGGAGCGAGAGCCAAGAGGACGUUUACGGGAAGAAUGGAAGAAAUAUCUCGAGGAGGUCGACCAGCGACUUGACCGAUAUGGGGGACGCCGACACGGAAGUCACUCUGUUGUCCAGCCCCAGAAGAAGAGGAUCCAUGAAGGGUGGCCUCGCCUAUCUCGCGUCCAGACGUGGCUCCCGCGACAGCCAGUGCUCCAAUUUGUCGAACGUCAGCAACGAGAGCGUGGGCCCAUUGAAUUUCACAGCGCACCCUCGUGCCAGGCAGCGGAGAACUUCUAAUUUCUUGGAAUUACCCGUGCCGGAUCACAUCAGGCCACGAGUGCACAGCCUGCCGGAGAAAGCGUACAAUCCGAGAGCGGGGGAGGAUCUGUACAGAUUGCGGGCAUUCAGCAUCACCCAUAAAGGCGUCGUUAAUCGUGGAGAUUCGAUUAUCUCGAGGCGCAGCAGAAGCAACACCUCGGUCAACAGUAGCAGAAAUAGCAACGUCUCGGGUGAAAGAUCGCCGUUCGAGGGUUCCUGUUGCAGCGGGCAAGGCGUCGGCGCGGAUAGCACGGAGAGCGAAGAAAUGGAGGAGGUGUCCAAAUAUCGGGUGGUACUUCUCGGUGAUUCCGGAGUCGGGAAAACAGCCCUCGUCUCCCAAUUCAUGACCAGCGAGUACAUAAACACGUAUGACGCCAGUUUAGAUGACGAGUUCGGCGAGAAGACGGUGUCAAUUUUGUUGGACGGCGAGGAGUCAGAAAUGGUGUUUAUCGAUCAUCCGCACGUGGAGAUGAGCGUCGAGAAUUCUUUGUCCACCUACGAGCCGCACGCCUGCAUCGUUGUGUAUUCUACCGUGUCUCGAACGAGUUUCCAGGUCGCCGAGGAGAUUUUAAACUAUCUGUGGAGGGAGCAUUACACGCAAGAACGAUCCGUGAUCGUGGUCGGCAACAAAUCAGACCUUGCGAGAAGUCGAACGAUCACGGCCAACGAGGGUAAGCAGUUGGCGGCAUCGAGGGAGUGCAAAUUCAUCGAGACGUCCAGCGGUAUCCAGCACAAUGUGGACGAGCUUCUGGUAGGCGUGCUCAAGCAGAUCCGGCUUCGGGAGAAUCGUGACAAGAAGCUGAAACGGCAGGGUAGCAAGAGGAGGAUACUGUCGAAGCUGCACGGUAGUAAGACGGCGCUCAGCCUGAAUCUCGCCAGGGAGAUAUUGAACAAGAUGUGCUUGAACGACAGCAAGAGCAAAAGCUGCGAGAAUCUGCACGUGUUGUAAGGGAGAGAUAAUGGCGAUUAAAUCGAUCGAUAUUUCAAUUCGUUUCCUAAUGGAUCGCGCGAAUGGAAGGGCAGAGGCGGAGAUCGAAGGGAAAAAACUUUGGUGGCGGAACGUUUUUAGCCGAUGAAAAAUCGGUAAUUUCGUUGUUGAAAAAACUGUGCUGUGGCGAAGUAUCGAUCAACGAAACAUCGACAUUACAUUAAUGGAAAAGUUGCAUCAUCGAGAUCGGGAUUUCGGGGUUUAAGAGGAUUUUAUUAAAAUCGUUCGAGCUAAUGGAUGUAGCGAGAUGGCGGAGUUUGAAUCGAAGCGUGUACACAGAAAAUCGGGUUUUUCCGCGGAUAUCGAUUUCCAGCCGCGUUUUUACUCUCAUAACGAAUUCAGGAGCCUAUGCGUGCCACGUCCAGAUCCACGCGCAAACAAGAAAACUUUCACCAAUCCCUCUCUGAUCGAAUAAUAUUUGCUUGGCUCCGGAAUGGUGCCAACCGAGUGGAUAACUCGUUUCUAAAAUUGAAGAAAAUCGGCGAUUGUUUCUAGCCGAAUUUUCAACGAUCGAUAUUUCUCGAUAGUAAUAAUUAUUUAUCGAAUUUAUCGAAUUUUUAAUCUUUUGAUCGCGUUGAACUCUGCAACAUUGGAGUUCAAAGAAUGUUAGAUAAUAUAAACGACGAAUGAUUUGACGAAAAAUCGGGAGAAAAUAAUAAUCGUCUUAAGAAUCUUUCUGAUAAGGAUCGAUUAGAAAGAGUUCUUCAUUCGUUUCGCAAAUUUUUAUCAAAUUAGAAUCGAAGACGAAUGGGACGAGAAAUUAAUCGUGGAAGCAGAAAUAAAUUUGGCGCGUUCCGCGCGCGAUUCGAUUAUUUAUUAGGACUUAAUGAGUAACACGUGUCCUCGUAUCUCGUGUUGCAACCGGUUCUUCUGUUGUGACGCUGCCUUUAUAUACUGGGUGAUUCCUCGCGAAAACGAUCGAUACGCUUGUUCCACAAGUUGGGGGGAAAAGUACCGAAGCACGGUAUUUUAUGGGCUGGAAGGUGUUAAAAGAACUUCAAGGUUUAUUACUUACACUUUCUUUCUAUGUCUUUCGGAAUAACUUAUCGAUCGCAAUCUUUCCUUUUCGUUUCUAAUUAAAAAACACACACACACACACAUACACGAAUAUGUACAUUUAUUAUUUUCUCGAAAUUCAAAUUUCAAAGAAAUAUUUCGCGUAUUAAUUUCGCGUUGAUAAAAUUUGCACGGAUGUGAUGUAUUCAAGGUGAUUCGUAAAACGUCAAUACGAUCGCGUUUUCCGUUUCACAUUGUGGAGAUUUGUGGAGAAUUCCUGCGCGGAAAUGAAGAGAGAAAGAAUGAAUUUUCCGAUAAUUGCGGUUACGCAGUUCUCGAUUAAACGAUUUCUAUUAACGGAGAUAAAAACGGGCGGAUCGUAGUCUGCUUUCGAAACAAAUUGAUUCGCGUCAAAGCGAAACUUAUCCACGGAAUCGUCUGGCUCGAUUUUCAAAGCGAUUACGUUUGCCAAGAGAUCGAGACUUUACCGUGAUCUCCGUGAUCCAUGAUUAAUUAAAUUAGCUGGGUAAAUGGAAAAAAAGAAAAAAACACUCUUACGUAGAUGUCGGUUUCUGAUUGAAAUAUUGAAAUUUCGCUUUGAGAAGAGAAUCGAAGCAUCUAGUUCAUCUCGCUGGACGCUGGUUUCGUCCAAUUCGAGCGACGCUGGACGUCCAAAACGUUUCUUAUUAUUAUACGACAUUAUGUAUAGAUAUAUUAAGGUAAUAUUGAUAGUUAAACGAUUAUAUAUAUGGAAUAAGUUGUUUUCCAAGAAUUCCUGUAUCAUUCUGGAAGUCUUGACUCGAGAAUUCUUGUAAUUUUCCGCGAUUAAAAAUAGAGGGCAGCUUUGAUUAAAAAUAAAUUUAGCGGGUGAUCCAUCUUCGAUGUAUUUUUAAUUUGUCUUCCACAAUCGAGGAAGACGCGCAUUCGAUUUCCGUUCCGUUCCCCUCCCACGAAACAAAGAUGGUUUGGCCGCGAAAACUGGUGUCACGUGUUUAGAAAAAUAUCGAUAGGAUCGUCGAAACGAAAAAGAAAAAGAAAAAAAAAAAGAAAAAAAAAAAGAAAAAUUUCAAUCGAGUAGGGACGGCCUAAAAACGUACAAGACGGAUGGAGAAGUUUCCUUCCGUCGGUAUAUGUGCAUGUAAACUUACUGUAUCAUUGUUAUUAAUGUUAUUAUUUUGAUAAAAGGCCAGCUGAUUAUCGAUAACGAUCGAAAAUUGCAACAAUUUUCGCAAUAAUGUAUUACAAAUAUUCGUAAGUUAGAUAAGCGCUUCACAUAUCGAUCAGCGGCUUGUAUAUGGUAGAAACAAUCGAUUACUCAUAUUUAAUCGUAGACAUUUGCGCGCCAUCGUUGUCACGCUCUAUCCCUUCCUCCUCAUAGAGUAUCGGUUCGUAAAUAAGAGUUUGUAAACGAUUAAAAUAUUUUCUGAAUCAUAGGUAUGCGUUGACUCGAUUACGAUUUAUUAUACGGAUAUCGUUAAUCGUGGAUAUCUCACAGUUAUAUGAAUAUCUAUGAAUGAAAGGCUGGUCUAUUUUUAUAUAUACGUAAUCUCGUCCGAUACUUUUUAUUACGGUCUAUCAUUCACACACGAUCGAUGUUUUUUCUACUCUGAAUGAACGAUUCCACGUAUGCGAGAAAAUCGUGCAGGGAACGAAUCUAUUUCGCUCUCUUUUCUCCUAUCUUUUUCUUCUUCUUUUUUUUUUUUUUUUGGAGAGAUUAAAUUUUCGAUGUUUGCGAACGAAAUUACCGUUUAUCGAAAUUUAUUAUAUAUCUUAAUUGUUCCAACGUUUUCCGCGAUAAGUCCCUGCACGUUCACACGACAAUCAACAUAUUUUGUUAUCUAUCGUGAUGUACUUCUAUACUUGUCGUAGAACUUAUAUCUUAGAUGUUUAUGUCGAAAUAUAAAGCAAUAUACAUAA
Molecule: messenger RNA, 5884 nt
Organism: Apis cerana (Asiatic honeybee)
Lineage: Eukaryota; Metazoa; Arthropoda; Insecta; Hymenoptera; Apidae
Product: Rad, Gem/Kir family member 2
Cellular component (GO): plasma membrane
Molecular function (GO): calcium channel regulator activity; GTPase activity; GTP binding
Source: RefSeq, a predicted model, not a curated record